AGAGAGAUUCUUCCAAGUCAUGAACACGUUAUAUAUGUUCUCAAACCCUCUGUGCAUCUAUUAUGUUCAUGAGGGAUUGAAACGCCAAUAAAACAUCAAUCCCACGUUUUUUGUCCAUCUUUUUGUUGUUUGUUUCUAUCUACAAGCAGACAUGUUUCUUCACUAAAACUCACAUGAAAUCCCCUUUAUAUAUAUAUAUAUAUUUGACGUGAGUUUGCUCUAGCUCUAGCUCUAGCUUGCUUGGUUAGCGUGUUGAACUGCUUAAAACGUGGAAACCAAAAAAGCAUGCCAAUUAACCUGCCUUUUGUUGUGAACUCUUUGUUAAUUAUCGGCCUCUCUCUACUUCCUCCAUCUCCUUUGCUUUUUAACUGAAAGUUGAGCACCUAAAGCUGUUCUUCAGGCACCAUUAAUAGUCACUCCUUUUAACUCAAAGUUUCAGGAGCUGAUUAAGCUGGGUUUUCCGAUCCCUUCACAAAAAGCCACUGAUCAAUAUGAAAGGACCCUCAAAAGAUUCUUGGCACCCAGUCAUGGCUUCUGAUACAACAACUUCAAGUUACUGGCUGAACUGGAGGGUGUUGCUCUGUUCCAUAUGGGUCUGGAUUUCCAUGGUUUUCGCACUCUUUCUGAUAUGGAAAUACGAAGGUUUCCGCAAACGCAGUCCCGGAGAAACCCAGCAACAAGAAGAAGCAGGAGCUUUAUAUGAGGAUGAAACUUGGCGGCCAUGUUUGAAAGGAAUCCACCCUGCUUGGCUGCUAGCAUUCAGAGUUUUUGCUUUCUUUGUGCUCUUAGUGCUGCUCAUUGUCACUACUUUGACAGAUGGAGGCGGCGGUCUAUUUUACUUCUACACUCAGUGGACUUUUACAUUAAUCACCAUUUAUUUUGGGCUCGGAUCGUUGCUCUCCAUGUAUGGGUGUUACCAAUAUCAUAAGAAAGCUGGUGGUGACAGGGUUGGUAAUGUAGAGGGAGAUGCAGAGCAAGGUACUGGUGGGGCUACUACACAUGGGGAAAAUUCUAAAAUGUCUGAUCCAUCCAAAAGCUCUGGCCCCCAUGAACAACAUAAUCUACGCAAACCUGCAGGCAUCUGGGGUUAUGUGUUUCAAAUAAUUUUCCAGAUGAAUGCAGGUGCUGUUAUGCUCACAGAUUGUGUCUUUUGGUUUAUCAUUGUUCCUUUUCUUACAAUGAAAGAUUACAACCUAAAUUUUCUGAUUAUAAACAUGCACACAAUCAAUGCUGUUUUCCUGCUUGGUGACACGGCUUUGAAUUCCUUGCGGUUUCCGUGGUUUCGAAUCGGAUAUUUCUCCCUAUGGACAGUCGUUUAUGUAGUUUUCCAGUGGAUAGUUCAUGCUAGUGUCAAACUCUGGUGGCCAUAUCCAUUUCUUGACUUGUCUUCUUCGUAUGCUCCAUUAUGGUACUUGUCGGUGGCAGUAAUGCAUAUCCCAUGCUAUGGCAUCUUUGCUCUGAUCAUGAAGCUGAAACAUUUUGUGCUGUCAACCAAGUACCCGCAGUCCUAUCAGUGCAUGACAUAAACUGGGCAUAGAAACUUUCUGAAGCAAAAACAGAAGUAUUGAUACAUGUCUUGAACAAAAAUUCAUAAAAAAAUAUACAAAAAUGGUCAAACAAGGUAGUCUUAGAUUGUUCAUGUAUCCAUUCCAACUGGAAUGGCACAGAUGUAAUAACAAAUAGUUCUUGAGAGAAAUUAAUUGAGAAAUACUUGUUCCUCUGA
Alnus glutinosa is the source of this 1723-nucleotide messenger RNA. RefSeq lists its product as uncharacterized. NCBI's taxonomy places the organism in Eukaryota, Viridiplantae, Streptophyta, Magnoliopsida, Fagales, Betulaceae. The record is from RefSeq and is a predicted model, not a curated record. Bases 492 to 1526 code for a protein of 344 amino acids. Gene Ontology annotation, cellular component: membrane. The transcript has 9 exons.